CCCCAGUCAUUUUAGCCAGUGCCCAGCUAUCAGCACAGAAGAGAAGGGUAGCAUGGUGGCGGAGGACAAGAAGAGAGGGGAGGGGCCAGCCAAGAGCGCCCUCCGGAAGAUCCACAGAGCCACCCUGGUGAUCAGCUUGGCCCGAGGUUGGCAGCAGUGGGCAAAUGAGAACAGCACCAGGCAGGCCCAGGAGCCUGCAGGCUGGCUGCCGGGUGGGACUCAGGACUCAACCCAAGAUCCUAAACCAGUGACACACCCCACUCCCAACCAGAAAGUUCAGAGUGCCCCAAAGUCUCCCUCCCUAAAGCCAGAGGGGCAUGGGGACGGAUGGAGCUCAGAGGAAGCCACUGAGGUCUCUCACAUCAGAAGGAAAGAGGUGACCAAAACAGUUGUCAGCAAAGCUUAUGAGAGAGGAAGAGAUGUGAGCGACCUCAGCCACAGAUACGAGAGGGACGGUGGCACCUCGGAACCUGGGCAGCCAGAGGAUGACAUUGACCGGAUCCUCCACAGCCAUGGCUCCCCGACACGGCGGAGAAAAUGCUCCAACCUGGUGUCUGAGCUGACCAAGGGCUGGAAGGCGAUGGAACAGGAUGAGCCCACGGGGAGGAGUGACAGCAUAGACACGGAGGACAGCGGCUACGGUGGCGAGACCGAGGACAGGCCCGAGGAGGAUGGAGAGCAGGUAGCCCGAAUCAGACGCGCCUUGCCUUCCCAGGCAAGCCGAUUUACGGAGAAACUCAACUGCAAGGCCCAACGGAAACACAGCCAAGUGCACAGCCUGAAAGGGAGAUGGCAACAGUGGGCCGAUGAACACAUACAGUCCCAGAAGCUCAACCCCUUCAGUGAAGAGUUUGAUUAUCAGCUGGCCAUGUCCACCCGCCUGCACAAGGGAGAUGAAGGCUACGGCCGUCCCAAGGAGGGAACCAAAACUGCCGAGCGGGCCAAGCGAGCCGAGGAGCACAUCUACAGAGAAAUUAUGGACAUGUGCUUCAUCAUCCGCACGAUGGCUCGCCACAGACGGGAUGGAAAGAUCCAGGUUACUUUCGGGGACCUCUUUGACAGAUACGUUCGUAUUUCAGAUAAAGUAGUGGGCAUCCUCAUGCGCGCCAGGAAACACGGACUGGUUGACUUCGAAGGAGAGAUGUUAUGGCAAGGCCGGGAUGACCAUGUUUUGAUUACUCUACUCGAGUGAACCUUCAACCACACGAGCCAUACUUGAUCCACUAAUGUCUUAAUGCUAAAUGCUAAUUUAGUAAAAACCAAAAUGCAGACUGCUCUGUAAUGAUUUCAUAAAUAUUAAAUAAUUUUUCCAUGAAUGACUUUUUGGCACAUUAUUUCUGAGGACCUUGGAAGAUUUUGAUAGAAUAUACAUAACCAUUUGGAACAAUUCCACUUACCCUUCAGGGGGAGAGACCAAGGGGGUCUCUCACGCAGCCAUUCCUGUGACGUCACUCUCAGCACUUACCCUUUUAGGCAAAAAUUACCUGGGUAUUCAUUGCAGAAGUGAUUGCAGGUCUUUAAUGAAAUAAUUAUUAUAUCUAAGAAGAAAGCUGAAUAUAGGUAAAUAUCAGCAGAAUUAUUAUGAUGUCAAUUUUCAGGGAAAAAGAAUUCCAUUAAGUCUGGCAAAACUAAGCUUAAAAUUUUCUAAGAAGAUUGACUUCGUACUAUUAUUUUAAUCAUAGCAUGACUUACAAAAUAGGCACACAAAUCAAUAAGUUUUUAAAAAGGUAAUGAAAUUGCUCAAAUAUCUUUGUGGGCUUAUAAUUUAAUGUUUCUGAAAUUAGCCGUGCUUCUGGGUAAUGUGUGCAAAUCACAUAAAAACAGACAUUACUGGUCUCAGAGCCGACAGAGAAAGCGGGCAUGUUCUGCUUCACUGUGAAAGCAAAGCAGAGGCGAGGGUUCAGAUUUAUCUGCCUUUGUAGGACUUCUUGCAGAAGUUUACUUUGUGUCAAAACCACACAUACUAAGUCAUGCUGCUUACAUCGAUGUCACUAUACAGGGUCCAGCAGAAGUUAACGCCUGCUGGAGUGUGGUUGGUAGGUAAUAACAUGGGUGUAGUAAUUUACAGUUUUAAUUUAAACAUUUCACAUAAUUUAACGUCAUGUG
Molecule: messenger RNA, 2106 nt
Organism: Phyllostomus hastatus (greater spear-nosed bat)
Lineage: Eukaryota; Metazoa; Chordata; Mammalia; Chiroptera; Phyllostomidae
Gene: ABRA
Product: actin binding Rho activating protein
Exons: 2
Coding region: 53-1192 (379 amino acids)
Biological process (GO): positive regulation of transcription by RNA polymerase II; positive regulation of Rho protein signal transduction
Cellular component (GO): sarcomere
Molecular function (GO): actin binding
Source: RefSeq, a predicted model, not a curated record